Messenger RNA from Mercenaria mercenaria, 408 nucleotides. RefSeq lists its product as uncharacterized. Lineage: Eukaryota; Metazoa; Mollusca; Bivalvia; Venerida; Veneridae. The coding region runs from base 1 to 408 and encodes 135 amino acids. The record is from RefSeq and is a predicted model, not a curated record. The transcript has 2 exons.
AUGUGCAGGAAGUUAGCAAUAGCAGUAGGAGUAGCAAAUGUAGAAAAAUAUAUAACUGGCAGUAGCAGCAGAAGCAGUAACAGAAGAAAAAAGGUGAUAUCGACCAGUAGCAGUAGCAGUAGCAGCAGCUGCAGCAAUAUCGGUUGCAGCAGUAGUAGAAGUAACAGAAGAAGCACCACUGACACUACUCCUGCUGCUUCUGCUGUUGCUGCUAAUGCUAAUUCUGCAGCCAUUGUCACUACUCCUGCUACUUCUGCUGUUGCUGCUAAUGCUAAUUCUGCUUCUGCCGCUACUGCUGCUGCUACAACAGAUUCUGCUACUGCUGCUACGUCUAUUGAUACUACUGAUACUGCUGCAAGAACAUUAGUGAAUUUGAAAGUCCGGGACCGUAAAAAUCUGAAGCUUUGA